Molecule: messenger RNA, 2042 nt
Organism: Paramormyrops kingsleyae
Lineage: Eukaryota; Metazoa; Chordata; Actinopteri; Osteoglossiformes; Mormyridae
Gene: smug1
Product: single-strand-selective monofunctional uracil-DNA glycosylase 1
Biological process (GO): base-excision repair
Molecular function (GO): single-strand selective uracil DNA N-glycosylase activity; oxidized pyrimidine nucleobase lesion DNA N-glycosylase activity
Source: RefSeq, a predicted model, not a curated record
UGAACUACACGCCCCACAAUGCAAGGGCCGCUUUGUUGCCGGAAAGCCCUAGACCAAGAUGCACGAAAGCAAUGUGGAGAGCUCACCGGCUAAAGAUGGCCGUGUGGAUGCGGCAGCGGAGAUGCAGGCGAGGGGUGGUAUACAGCCCUCGGCGCCGGAUGGUUCGGACGUGGGGUCACACUUCCUGCAGGUGGAGCUGGAGCUGAACGUCCGGCUGAGGCAGCUGACGUUUCCGGAGCCGGUCCAGUACACGUACAACCCCCUGGAAUACGCGUGGAACACGCACUGCAACUACGUCAGCGCCUACUGCCACGGCAACCAGAGCGUCCUGUUCUUGGGCAUGAAUCCAGGGCCCUUCGGAAUGGCACAGACCGGGGUCCCUUUUGGGGAAGUGAGCUCUGUCCGUGAUUGGCUGAAAAUCUCUGGAGAGGUGGGCCGUCCGCCUGAGGAGCACCCGAAGAGGCGAAUCACGGGGCUGUCUUGCGCACGGAGUGAAGUGAGCGGAGCUCGGUUCUGGGGACUGUUCCGUAAACUGUGCGGGGAGCCUCACGUGUUCUUCAAACACUGUUUUGUGCACAACCUGUGUCCCCUGAUGUUUGUGAGCGGCAGUGGCAAAAACCUGACACCGCCCGAGCUGCCGGCCGCGGUGCGUGACGCCCUUCUGGCCCGGUGUGAUGACGCCCUAUGCCAGGUGGUGCGGGUGCUGGGUGUCGCCACGGUGAUCGGCGUGGGGAAGGUCGCCGAGCAGCGUGCCAGGCGAGCGCUAGCGGCCGCUGGCCUGCAGGUACGUGUUGUGGGACUCAUGCACCCCUCACCCCGUAACCCCACGGCUAACAGGAACUGGGAGGGCGUGGCCAUAGCCAGGUUAGCAGAAUUGGACAUCAUGAAGCUGCUUACUCCAUAGCGCCCUCUAUUUGCGUGGAAGACUCAAUCACUCAAAUGCUGCUGGAGUCCUAUCUAAUUGGAGAAAGCCAUUAUGGGAAUUGCACCCUAGAGCCAGUAUCUCCAUGCUCCUUUUAGUCUGUACUCUGUGGGAGGACUUACAGGUUCCAUCCUUUGUUACUGCUCCCGCCAUGAGUUGGUGUUGAGUGUCUUGGCUGCACCUUUACAUCCCGGAACAUCAUGUCAACAGAUCUGCAAACUUAUUGGGAUCAGACCUAAAACCGUGGUCAUUUCCAGCAAAUCACAAAACAAGUCUGUGGGGGCCUAAUUUCUGUUUGGGUCUUCAGCAUAUCAGCCUACCUCAAGGACACUUUGUAGACACGAUGGAGCUAGUUAGCAAACAUGCUACGUUCAUUUUCAAAGAGUAGUUUCUUUGCUCUUACUUAUAUGGAGAGGAAUUCCUCCCAAAAAAGCUGUUUAGGUUUUUUUCAUCCAUACAGUUCAAAAGGAAACUGUAUUGAACCUCUGUAAAAAACGAUUUAUACGUCUGCAAACUGUCUUUCUGCCCUUACUGGCACCAUUCACAUUCACUCAUGCUUGUCCUGUCGAGAUGUGUUCAGCGUUAAAACGACCAACCUUUUUGUGGUACCGGAACGUGAACGGUGCUAUUAACCUUUGGGAUUUCUGAUCCUUGUCUUUGGUUCUCUCAAAUGUCUAAGAAAGGGGAAGAAAAGGAGGCACCAUCUGAAUGUUGUGCUUCUCGUACCAGGAAAACUAGUGAGAAAGUGAUCAUUUUAUUAGUUGUUAGAAGUAAACAUUGGGUGUCAAUUCUUAUUACACAGGGCAUAAAAAGGAAAAAGAAACAACAGCGUAUUUGUGGUUUAAUAAAAAUCCAACAUGCGCUGUAGAUGGAAAGAAAAAAAAAACAUUGCAUAUAAAUUAGACCAAUUCAUCUCCAGCCAGGCAGGUAGGCAACACUAAAGAUAAAAGCACUGGACAGUAAAUAGCAUUAUAAUCCUUUGUUUCACAAUAGAUGUUUCUGUUUUCAGCCCAGGUAUUUUUUUCUGUGGGUCAACCAUCUGCAUGGGCUUAAUAAAGGAUGCUGCAAUAUGUGCUGUAUUUACAAUGGAUGCAUUAAAACGAUUUUACUAUAUGCUAAA